Messenger RNA from Triticum aestivum (bread wheat), 792 nucleotides. RefSeq names its product FCS-Like Zinc finger 1. The coding region runs from base 164 to 445 and encodes 93 amino acids. The transcript has a single exon. The record is from RefSeq and is a predicted model, not a curated record. NCBI's taxonomy places the organism in Eukaryota, Viridiplantae, Streptophyta, Magnoliopsida, Poales, Poaceae. Gene Ontology annotation, biological process: regulation of DNA-templated transcription. Gene Ontology annotation, molecular function: zinc ion binding.
UGAACCUGUGGGCUCGUCUCGCCCGCGCCAGACCUCUUCUCUCCUGGCAACCAUAUAUACCCAGGCGACCCUGGCUUGGUUCAGCACAGGAAACACUCAACUUGCCUCCCACUCCCGGCGCACCAAAAGCAACAACGUAGCUACAAGGCCACACGAAAACACGAUGGCCUGCGCCUUCUUCUUCGACACCGAGCCGGUCGGCGAGCCCGGCGUGCACGCCCUGGACGCGUGCGCGCUCUGCACCAAGCCGCUCGCGCGGGACAGCGACAUCUUCAUGUACAGAGGGGACACGCCCUUCUGCAGCGACGAGUGCCGCCACGAGCAGAUGCGGCUCGACGUCGCCUGCGCCAGGCAGGCCGCCGCCCGGAGGCAGAAGCAGUUUUCGCCGGGAACGGGGUCCGGGCGUGCACGCCGGGAGUCCUGGGAAGUGUCCGUCGCGAGCUAACCGGCGACAGCGGCAGGCUGGGUGUGCACCUGAGCAAACAAGAUCUGCGUGCGCGGGAUCGAGGAGACUCCUCCUUGGUUGAUGAAGCAAGACGCGGGUCGUCGGAGUUGCUCACAGCAGGCCGGCGGCCCCGCGCUGCAUGUGCCGCCGGUCAAGUGAUCUGGGCAUAAACGCAGCGGAAAAGGAGCUAGACCUGAUCUGACGGAGACAAUCAGACAAGAUUCACUAGCAAUUAAGCGGCCAUGUGUGCCCCUCGGCUCUCUUUUUUUCCCUGCGUUAAAUGUCACUUGUGUAUGAGAGCGAAUUUGCAAUAUCACUUUCACUUAGCAGACUACCAAGCGAUUCGA